GGAUUCAUGUUUUUGCUUUAUCGUAGGCUUCCUUCAUUUGCACGAACAACAACAACCCUUCUCUGCAAAUCUAUGGAGCCUGCGAUAACAGCGACUUCCUCUUUCGGUGGUGGGUCUUCUCGACUCGCCGCUUUAGCCCAGCAACUUCGCCAAUACAAGCCGCCACCUUCUUCAUCGUUCGAUGACGUCGAGGAAACGCAGACUGAUCAGGAGACCGCUGGGAAAGUGGUUUCUCAGGUUGGAUUUCAGGAAUCUAUUGCUCCGGUUUCGAAAGACCCUGAGAGGUUUAAACCCAAGAGAGCCGCUGUGUUGAUCUGUAUCUUUGAAGGAGAUGAUGGUGAUUUGCGUGUCAUUCUUACUAAGAGAUCUUCCAAGUUGUCUACUCACUCAGGAGAAGUUUCAUUGCCAGGUGGUAAAGCGGAGGAGGAUGAUAAGGAUGAUGGGAUGACUGCAACUAGAGAGGCUGAGGAAGAGAUUGGAUUGGACCCUUCUCUUGUUGAUGUUGUCACUUCUCUCGAACCAUUUCUCUCUAAGCAUUUGCUUAGAGUAAUUCCUGUGAUAGGAAUCUUGAGGGACAAAACAAAAUUCAAUCCGACACCAAAUCCUGGGGAAGUGGAAGAUGUGUUUGAUGCACCCUUGGAAAUGUUCCUUAAGGAUGAGAAUCGAAGAUCUGAAGAGAGAGAGUGGAUGGGCGAAAAGUAUUUGAUCCACUACUUUGACUACAGAACAGGAGAUAAGGAUUAUAUGAUAUGGGGUUUAACUGCCGGGAUUUUGAUCAGAGCUGCAUCUGUGACUUAUGAAAGACCACCUGCUUUUAUCGAGCAGUGCCCUAAGUUUAAGUACCCUAAAAUGUGAAUGCAGAACUUGGCUACUUGCUUAUAUAUAUGCAGACGCAGUAGCUGAAGCUCCAGUUGAUUUCCUGCUGGGGCAUCUCACUACAGGUUUCCAUGAAUCUUCUGUUUGUCUUUAGAUAAUUGGAGGGGUUUCUUUCUCAGCAUGAUCUAGGAUUCUCAAUUAUGAUUCAGAGAACAGUUGGCUUGUUAUGAUUCUAGGCAAACAUCACCCUCAAUUGUGGAUUUGGAGGAAAACUCGUACUCAGUACUCACCUUCAAACACUCAUUUUCCUUUGUAAUACUUGUACUAAAUAUUCGUAUACUGAACAAAUUUGAAAGCAAACUUGUCUUAUGAGCCUUAUGAUUUUUAUUAAUCGUUUUAGAUUCACGCAUCAAUUACAUUGUUAUCUCUGGACUAGACUUGUUGUGUUUCAAUAAUACAUUCAGUUAGGAUUUCUUAUUGCUCGUAGUUAACCCAGGACCACCGUUUCUUUGUAUUGGGACCUUUUUCUUCCUAUUAUUGCAUGGUUUUGGUUUUAUCUGGUUCUGCUUUGGUAGUUUUUUUCUUUGCGAAUGGCUUCAAUUCUGCAUGAAUGAAUUUUUGGUAGAAUCUAUAAAAAUAAGUGCCCCUGUAGACUUGUUCUAAAGCAGGGAUUUGCACUGGCUACCCAUUCUAAAGGCAGGAACUUGAUCUUUUUCCUAUUGUUGCUGCAUAUUCAUGGAGAAUCCCGCAAUGUACAGCAAUUCUCAUUAUUUGAUAAAUCUGGCUGCUUACAAAGCAUGAUGGUCCUCCCUAUAUGAAGGGUACUGGUUGUAAAGUUUUAUUGAUUGGAUGUGAAAGAGCGGUAUCUUCUCCUUUGCGUCAAGCACUUAAUAAUUUUUCGCUCAUUCUUUUUGAAUCUGGCUUCUUACAAAAGAUGACAAUCAUCCCAACAUGAAGUUUACUGAGAGGACGUGACAGCGGUAUGCUCUUAUAUUCCAUUGCAUUAAGCACUUAAAAAUGAAACUUAAGGUGCCUGUUGUUUGUAUUUUCUUUAACUUAAAUGAAAGGGUAAUAUGUGGUUCGUACUUGGAUCAAGAUCUACGAUUAGGACUAAGUAAAGCAAUUUGCUACUU
Molecule: messenger RNA, 1949 nt
Organism: Arabidopsis arenosa
Lineage: Eukaryota; Viridiplantae; Streptophyta; Magnoliopsida; Brassicales; Brassicaceae
Source: the annotation of a GenBank genome assembly